This is a messenger RNA of Nanorana parkeri, 993 nucleotides long. RefSeq names its product long-chain fatty acid transport protein 6-like. Gene Ontology annotation, molecular function: long-chain fatty acid-CoA ligase activity; long-chain fatty acid transmembrane transporter activity. The record is from RefSeq and is a predicted model, not a curated record. Lineage: Eukaryota; Metazoa; Chordata; Amphibia; Anura; Dicroglossidae. The annotation marks the transcript as partial. The transcript is spliced from 6 exons.
AGAGAUGGUGAAAAAGAUCACAAGGUUCGUAUGGCUGUUGGCAAUGGUGUUCGUAGUGAUGUAUGGAAGGAAUUCAUUGCAAGAUUUGGUAACAUCAAGAUGUGUGAACUGUAUGGAGCUACUGAAGGAAACAUUUGUUUCAUGAACCAUACUGGAAAAAUUGGAUCUGUUGGGCGCACUAAUUUCUUUUAUAAGCUUGCGUUUCCUUUUGAACUAAUAAAAUACGACAUUCAGAAAGAUGAACCAAUAAAAAAUAAAUAUGGCUGGUGUGAAAGAGUCAAGAAAGGUGAAACUGGACUGCUCAUAUCCAAAGUGAACCAUGCCAACCCUUUCUUUGGUUAUGCUGGAAAUAAAAAACACACAACAAAGAAGUUACUGUGUGACGUCUUCAAAAAAGGAGAUGUUUAUUUCAAUACCGGAGACUUGAUUGUGCAGGAUCAUGAUAAUUUUCUAUACUUCCGCGACAGAAUCGGAGAUACUUUCAGGUGGAAAGGAGAAAAUGUUGCUACUACUGAGGUCGCUGAUAUUAUUGGGAUACUGGACUUCAUACAGGAAGCUAAUGUCUAUGGAGUGAGUGUUCCAGGACAUGAAGGCAAAGUGGGCAUGGCAUCGAUUAUUCUAAAGCCUGGUCAGUCUUUAGAUUUAAAAAGUAUCUAUGAACACUGUAUAGCUUAUCUACCUGGAUAUGCUUUUCCACGAUUUCUAAGGCUUCAGGAAAACAUGGAAGUAACUAGUACAUUUAAACAACAGAAAUUCCGUCUUGUGGAACAAGGAUUCGACCCAUCACUAAUAUCAGAUCCACUUUAUUUCUUGGACGAUUCUAAAAAAUUAUAUGUGCCAAUGACCAAAGACAUUUAUGACAAAAUCACCAGUGGUCUGCUAAAACUCUAAUCUUUUUUUUUUUUUAUGCUCGGGUAUACAUAUCAUUUCCUCUGGAUGAAAAUACUGAAACUGUGAUGUUUUAACCACUGUUGUUACAGGUUUAUUAUACAA